Molecule: messenger RNA, 2574 nt
Organism: Ascochyta rabiei
Lineage: Eukaryota; Fungi; Ascomycota; Dothideomycetes; Pleosporales; Didymellaceae
Product: low affinity potassium transporter
Exons: 4
Coding region: 1-2574 (857 amino acids)
Biological process (GO): potassium ion import across plasma membrane; intracellular potassium ion homeostasis
Cellular component (GO): plasma membrane
Molecular function (GO): high-affinity potassium ion transmembrane transporter activity
Source: RefSeq, a predicted model, not a curated record
AUGUUCAGCCCCUUCAUGGCUGCGGGCCGCUGGGUCAGGGAGCAUUCGCCGGGGCUGCUGUCCGCUCUCCGCCCGAGAAUGAACUUUAUCACGCUGCACUAUACGUACUUGAUUGUCAUGACGCUCAUUGGCUCCGUUAUUAUAUAUGGCUCCCGUAACAUGGCCUACAUCGAUGCCCUUUUCUUUGCCAGUGGCGCCGCCACGCAGAGCGGGCUGAAUACCAUCGACGUGAACAAACUGUACCUCUACCAGCAGAUCGCCAUCAUGCUCAUCACCUGCCUCUGCACCCCCAUCUUCAUAAACACCUUCGUCGUCUUCAUCCGCCUGUACUGGUUCGAAAAGCGGUUCCAGAGCGUCGUCCUCGAGGCCCGCAGCAUGCGCGCCACCCGCACCCGCACCCUGUCGCGCCGGAAGAGCGAGAUCAAGGCCGAGCAGGACCGCCAGAUGGGCGACGAGGAGCGCGGCGUGGGCGACCGCCGCAUCGACAUCAUGCGCACCCGCACCGGCCACGCCGAGGGCGGCGUCAUCGAGGACGAGCACGCCUUCCAGGAAACAAACGGCAACGCCGGCGUUGGCUUCCGCAAGCCCUCGACUUCCACCGACGACGAGGACCUCGACCCCCUCGAGCCCCUCGAGCCCUUCGAGCGGCCGAAGCCGCCCGCCCACACAAACUCGAACAUCAUGUGGGCCGACACCGUGAAGACGCCCCUCCGCCGAUUCGAGUCGGAUGCCGCCGAUUCGCCCGCCGACCGGCUGCCGGGCCCGGACAAGGAGAAGAGCAUUGCUUUCGUGGAGAGCCAGCGGAAUCGGCACCCGGCCGAAGGCACCCUGCGCAUUCCCGGACCGCGAGACUUCGACCGAGGACUGGUGCCAGAGCGAGUCGGGCACGGUGACCUGACCCGCGAGCUCACCCGCACAUCGCACGAGGACGACGACCAGCGUCGCGCGAGGCGGCGCUCGCGCUCCACGAGUGUGGGCGAAGCGAACGGCGACGCACCCAAGCUCAGAAACCACAUCACCUUCGACGGCCCCCAGCGCCCAACCACCGGUGCUUCGGUCUACAGGAAGCCCGACCCUGAUGCGCCCAACCCCAGCAUGCACCUUCGCAAUCGCUCGAGAUCGCGCACCAUCGCCAGCUUCUUCACAAGAGAGAGAGAGGAGGCGGAAGAGGACCCCAUGCCCUACCUCAGUUGGGCGCCUACGAUAGGACGCAACUCCAACUUUGUAGACCUGACAGAAGACCAACGAGAGGAGCUUGGCGGCGUCGAGUACCGCGCUCUCAAGCUGCUGGCCGUCAUCCUCGUCGCCUACUUUGUCGGCUUCCAUCUGCUGGGCAUGGUCUGCCUGCUGCCUUGGAUUACUCGGGACCCGCACUACACCCAGGUGGUCGAGGACGUGGGCGUCAAUCCGGUGUGGUGGGGUUUCUUCACACCAGCCUCCAUGUUCAACGAUCUCGGCUACACGCUGACUCCGGAUUCCAUGAUCUCCUUCCAGUUCGCUGUCCUGCCCCUGCUCUUGGGCACCUUCCUCAUCAUCAUCGGAAACACGGGCUUCCCGUGCAUGCUCCGCUUCGUCAUCUGGCUGGUCUCCAAGUUCGUGCCCAGGGGAAGCGGUGUCUGGGAAGAGCUGCGCUUCCUGCUAGACCACCCUCGUCGCUGCUUCACCUUGCUCUUUCCAAGCAAAGCCAACUGGUGGCUUUUCGCCGUGCUCGUUGGUUUGAACGGCCUGGAUCUGAUCUUCUUCAUCAUUCUCGAUCUCAACGAUCCGACCGUCACAGUCCUCCCCCCAGCUUUCCGCUUCCUCGACGGCCUCUUCCAAGCCGCCGCCACGCGCACUGCCGGGUUUGCCGUCGUCAACAUCGCCGACCUGCACCCUGCCAUUCAAGUCAGCUAUCUGAUCAUGAUGUACAUCUCCAUCUUCCCCAUUGCCAUGUCGAUGCGCCAGACCAACGUCUACGAAGAAAAGUCACUCGGCGUAUGGGCCGAUGACGACGACGAGGAACACUCCAGCUACCUAGGCCACCAUCUGCGACGCCAACUCUCUUUCGAUCUAUGGUUUGUUUUCCUAGGCUUCUUCCUCAUCGCCAUCGUCGAAGGCCACAGGCUCGAGAACACAAACGACUACGCCUUCACCCUCUUCUCCGUCCUUUUCGAAAUCGUAUCCGCCUACGGGACAGUCGGCCUCAGCCUCGGCUACCCGGGCGUCAACACCUCCUUCUCAGGCCAGAUGAAGACGCUCUCCAAGCUCAUCAUCAUCGCGAUGCAGAUCCGCGGUCGCCACCGCGGCCUCCCCUACGCACUCGACCGCGCCAUCCUCCUGCCCUCGGAAUCUCUGCACCAGAAGGAAAACGAGGACGCCACGCGCCGCAUGAACAUGCGUCGGAAUAGCGCGGCUGUCGGCGCGCUCGACGGCCAUGAUGGUUUGAUGCGCACAGGCACGGGACUGAGUAGACGCAGUAGCAUUUCCAGCCAGCGGCCUUCGGCUGCGGAUCGCUUCAGCCCGCGGCAGUUCAAGCGCAUUCUCUCUGGGGCAUUCAGCGCAGGGCCUACCGCGCCCCGGCAUAAGGAGCAUUGA